AUGUCUUUGAACUUUACGCAGUGUGAUUACGGUACAGUCACGUCACCAUGGCAAGCCGAACAACUUCGCAAGCAAACCGGGACAAUGGGGACAAAUAUUCUGUUUUACUACCUACCUACAACGAGAGGGAAAACUUACCUUUGAUAGUUUGGCUUUUGGUAAAAUAUUUCGGUGAAAGUGGAUACAAGUACGAGAUUAUUGUGAUUGACGACGGAAGCCCAGAUGGGACACUGGAAGUGGCAGAGCAGCUGCAGAACAUUUAUGGAGAGGACAAGAUACUCCUACGACCAAGGGCGAAAAAAUUAGGCCUAGGCACUGCCUACAUCCAUGGCAUGAAACAUGCUACUGGCAACUACAUCAUCAUAAUGGAUGCUGAUCUUUCUCAUCAUCCCAAAUUCAUCCCAGAAUUUAUUGAAAAGCAAAAGGAAGGUAAUUAUGACCUGGUGUCUGGUACUCGUUACCAAGGGGACGGAGGCGUAUACGGCUGGGACCUGCGCAGGAAACUCAUCAGUCGGGGGGCCAACUUCCUGACUCAAGUGUUGUUGAGACCGGGUGCAUCAGACCUCACGGGCAGCUUCAGGCUGUACAAGAAGAAGGUGUUGGAGAGUCUGGUGGAGCGGUGCGUGUCCAAAGGCUACGUGUUUCAGAUGGAGAUGAUCGUCAGAGCCAGACAGCUCAACUACACAAUUGGAGAAGUACCCAUCUCCUUUGUGGAUCGAGUUUAUGGAGAAUCCAAACUGGGAGGGAACGAGAUCGUGUCAUUCGUGAAAGGACUGCUCACUCUCUUCGCCACGACAUGAUCAGUGAUGUACUCAGAUGGGACAUCUCUGUGGGUCAUAUAGUAUUUUGUCACUGUUAAAGUUGCUGUCUUUAAAACAGUAGUUGUAUCAGAAUUGUAAUGGAGGGACAGAGAGACGGUAACAUGACGGCAAAUGAAAAGGGAGACAUCUCUCUCCCCCGUUAGCAGUAAAUAGAAAAUAUUUCCCGAUCAGUAGCCGUCCGCAGUACUGAAGGAACAUAGUGCUUUACAUUCCCGUCAUCCUCCUUAAUGAAUCCUGAAGGAAGCACAUCAUUCCGAAUCCAGACAGCUGAUUAAACUCAGCAUUAACACCAUUGUCAGAUGGGUUUAAGUACACAUUUAACUGCUACAUGUGAUUGUUUGUAUAAAAUUAAAGAGUUUGCUGUCUUUGUU
Molecule: messenger RNA, 1192 nt
Organism: Thunnus maccoyii (southern bluefin tuna)
Lineage: Eukaryota; Metazoa; Chordata; Actinopteri; Scombriformes; Scombridae
Gene: dpm1
Product: dolichyl-phosphate mannosyltransferase subunit 1, catalytic
Exons: 9
Coding region: 48-800 (250 amino acids)
Biological process (GO): protein O-linked glycosylation via mannose; GPI anchor biosynthetic process
Cellular component (GO): endoplasmic reticulum membrane
Molecular function (GO): dolichyl-phosphate beta-D-mannosyltransferase activity
Source: RefSeq, a predicted model, not a curated record